Messenger RNA from Pecten maximus, 1872 nucleotides. RefSeq names its product glutamic acid-rich protein-like. The coding region runs from base 1 to 1872 and encodes 623 amino acids. The transcript is spliced from 12 exons. The record is from RefSeq and is a predicted model, not a curated record. NCBI's taxonomy places the organism in Eukaryota, Metazoa, Mollusca, Bivalvia, Pectinida, Pectinidae.
AUGGGACAUGGGUCAGAUGUUACAGUAUUUGUUAAAAAUGACAAAACUGUUCCAAUCCUGGUACCUGAGGAUGUGAAAAAGGCCCCAGAAUUCAUCACAUCAGCUAACGUCAGAAGGGCUGUCGGGGUGAAAUCAUGGAACAACUAUGUGUUUGCAAACACUGGUGAUGGCGUUAUGCGUGCAUAUGAUUCCUUGAAAGCAAUUUGUGGGGAGCUUUCGCUAGGAGCACCAGAUCGUAUCACAUCCGUUUCGAUGAGGAAAUACAUUGUAACUCUCAGUCAGGUGAUCGAUAUGAAAGAGCAUGAGUUGGAGUGGUUGUGUAACCAUUUGGACCAUACAGCCCAAAUCCACAAAUUACAUUACCGUUCUACGAGCGGUUUCAUAGAAAGGGUCAAUAUUGGAAAGCUGAUGCUGCUUCAAGACGUCAACCUUGCGGGGAAGUAUGCAGGGAAACGACUGAAAGACAUCAACUUGGCAGGUGGAUUUUCAAACAGUAAGGGAACAUUUUUUUUCAGACUCCAGAGCUAUGCUUCCAGGAGCAAAGGCCUAGAUGCAGUUGAUGAGUCAUUGGCAGCAGAUCUUUCAGAAGUUGAGAAAAAACUUUUGGAAACACAAGACCUGAUGAAAGUCAGAGGGAAGAUGUUGAACCUUGAUAAAUAUCAAAUGGAUUGGAUUUUGAAUCAUCUUGGACAUACCAGAGCUGUACAUAAAGAGCACUACAGGCAGAUGUCUGGACUCCUGGAGAGGACCCAAGUUUCAAAGAUGCUUCUUGUACAAGAUAUGAAUUUGAUGUCAAAAUUCAAAGGAAAGCGAUUGGAGGAGGUAGACAUAAGAGACAUUGUGUUUCCUGACCAAGAGAAAACUGAUGAUGAACCAAAGGAUUUGUCCUUCCCAACUGACUCACUUGAAUGCGAAGAAGUUGCAGAUGUCUUCCAGACAGAGAAGAUUCUUGAAGAGGAAAAAUCUGGUGAUGGUGAUGAUGAUGAUGAUGAACAGAAUUGCAAUGAAGAAAUGGAUACAGAUGAUGGCGGAAAUCCCGUGCAGCACAAAAAGAAAAAAAGAUUCACUGUUAAAAAGGGAGACUGUACAAUAUUCAAUGCACAGAGUAUGGAAAGUUGGAAGGCCAAAGGGCUAAAGGCUUUGGCAAACAGAGAAGAAACUCUAAAAUGUUUCUUGGAAGAUUUGGCUUGGGCUGUAAAAGGUCAGAACAAGACAUUGGAUGACAAAGCACAGGAGGAUGAGACAUCGAGUGACAAAGCACAGGAGGAUGAGACAUCGACACAAGAGGAGGAGACAUUGGAUGAGAAAGUACAGGAGGAAGAGACAUCGGAUAACAAAGCACAGGAGGAUGAGACAUUGGAUGACAAAGCACAGAAGGAUGAGAAAUUGGAUGACAAAGCACAGAAGGAUGAGAAAUUGGAUGACAAAGCACAGAAGGAUGAGAAAUCGGAUGACGAAGGAGUGGAGGAGGAUGAGACAUCGGAUGACGAAGGAGUGGAGGGGGAUGAGACAUCGGAUGACUUAUCGGAUGAAAAAGGACAGGAGGAUGAGACAUCGGAUGACAAAGCACAGGAGGAUGAGACAUCGAGUGACAAAGCACAGGAGGAUGAGACAUCGGAUGACAAAGCACAGGAGGAUGAUACAUCGGAUGACAAAGCACAGGAGGAUGAGACAUCGAGUGACAAAGCACAAGAGGAUGAGACAUUGGAUGACAAAGUACAGGAGGAAGAGACAUCGGAUAACAAAGCACAGGAGGAUGACACAUUGGAUGACAAAGCACAGAAGGAUGAGAAAUUGGAUGACAAAGCACAGGAGGAUGAGACAUCGGAUGACGAAGGAGUGGAGGAGGAUGAGACAUCGGAUGACGAAUGA